AUGACAUCCCCGAGAACCUGGUUCGACCAGGGACCUCCACGCGGGCACUAUGAGCGCGGUCGCAUUAUCACCACCGACGACGGAACCCGGUGGGAAAUCCUCGAACGCCUCAAGCAAGACGACAUCCAGAGAGUGGCGCAGUCACGCAUCUCACCCAGCCAUGCGACCCUAAAAAUGAGCUGUAUAAAGGCUAACGCCAACCCAAGCGAGAGAAGCACAACCGAAGCAAUAUUACGGGUAUAUCUACAGAUUCCCUAUAUAGGGUCUGAGUUCGAAGAUUCUGAUACUCGCGCCGCGCAAGCCGAUGACACCUUUCAGCCUGAGGAGCUCGAGGCAUAUACCAUUCUAAGCGACCAUACAACGGUUUCGAAAUUCACACCGAAACUGCUGGGAUCUAAGGUGUCGAAGCAGGGGCCCUCAGGCUUCGUUCCUGGUGGGUUUUAUAUCGUCGUUGUAUGGGAAAGGGUUCAGGGACUUCCUAUCGGCGAUCUCACUGGAAAUGCGACUGGAUAUUGGGCUUUGCCACGGUAUGAGCGUGCGAAAAUACGCGAACACUUUGAAAGGACCUUCAAGGAAAUCUCCUCUACAGUUGAUUCUGGGUUGGAUUCCGUUGGAUUAUUCGGAAAAAGAACAGGAUCUGGGAUAAGGGGUUGUCUGCCUACAUUUGACCUGGUUAGAACCCCAAAUAAUCGGUGGACACGUCGUGACUGGGAUGGUGAUACUACAGGCUGGGAAUACUAG
Molecule: messenger RNA, 741 nt
Organism: Penicillium mononematosum
Lineage: Eukaryota; Fungi; Ascomycota; Eurotiomycetes; Eurotiales; Aspergillaceae
Exons: 3
Coding region: 1-741 (246 amino acids)
Source: RefSeq, a predicted model, not a curated record